UAAUAGGGCAGUUCCAAUGGACAAAGACAAGCCCUUUGACUGAUACCUGAAGGUAGCUAUAAAGGGCCUGAGUAAAUCAAUUAUCUCCAUGGUUUUCAUGGAGAUUUCUUGAUAUCAAUUUUUUUAAUACGUGUCUCCUCUGAUCCUCUGGAAAUGAAAAUUGACAUCCAUAGCCAUAUUCUACCAAAAGAAUGGCCAGAUCUAGAAAAGAGAUUCGGCUAUGGAGGCUGGGUGAAGCUUCAACACCACAGCAAGGGAGAAGCAAAGAUGGUAAAAGAUGGGAAAGUCUUCAGAGUGGUCCAAGAGAACUGCUGGGAUCCAGAAAUUCGGAUUAGAGAAAUGAAUCAGAAAGGGGUGACAGUACAAGCUCUGUCCACGGUUCCCAUCAUGUUUAGCUACUGGGCCAAACCUCAGGAUACUUUGGAACUGUGCCAGUUUUUAAACAAUGACCUCGCUGCCACAGUUGUGAGCCAUCCCCGCAGGUUUGUGGGUCUGGGGACAUUGCCCAUGCAAGCUCCAGAGCUGGCCAUCAAGGAGAUGGAGCGCUGUGUAAAGGAGUUAGGCUUUCCAGGGGUCCAGAUUGGCUCCCAUAUCAACUCAUGGGACCUGAAUGACCAGGAACUCUUCCAGUUCUAUGAAGCAGCUGAAAGUCUGAACUGUUCCCUGUUCGUGCAUCCCUGGGACAUGCAGAUGGAUGGAAGAAUGGCCAAAUACUGGUUCCCUUGGCUUGUAGGAAUGCCUACAGAGACCACAAUGGCUAUUUGUUCCAUGAUCAUGGGUGGGGUGUUCGAGAAGUUUCCUAAACUGAAAGUAUGUUUUGCACAUGGAGGUGGUGCCUUCCCUUUCACGGUGGGAAGAAUUUCCCAUGGAUUCAACAUGCGCCCAGAUCUAUGCGCCCAGGACAAUCCAACUGACCCAAAGAAAUACCUAGGAUCCUUUUAUACAGACUCAUUGGUUCAUGAUCCUCAAGCCCUCAAGUUGUUAAUGGAUGUCAUAGGCAAGGAUAAAGUCAUCUUGGGAACUGAUUACCCUUUUCCACUAGGAUAAACUCAAAGCCAGUAAUGCUCUGACGUUUUUGGGUCUGGAAAGAAAACAAUUUGAAUGAAUUCACUACAAAAACAAUUUAACUAAAUUCAAGAUAAGAUUUCACUUUUCUUUUUAAAUAUAUAUCACACAUAAUACUAAAAUCCUAUUUGGAACUAUCUUAUCCAGAAAUAGAAUAUCCUCAAAUAUCCUAAAUUAUUCCUAAUGAAAAUUAUUUAUAAGUGUUUUCCUUCUGAAAAGCAGUACAUUAUUUCACAGGCAAAUCAAAAAUCAAUUUUCCAGUAUCUUUUUUGGGUGGUCUGGAGCU
Fukomys damarensis (Damara mole-rat) is the source of this 1351-nucleotide messenger RNA. It is a transcript of the gene Acmsd, whose product is annotated as aminocarboxymuconate semialdehyde decarboxylase. Gene Ontology annotation, molecular function: carboxy-lyase activity; hydrolase activity. Gene Ontology annotation, biological process: secondary metabolic process. Lineage: Eukaryota; Metazoa; Chordata; Mammalia; Rodentia; Bathyergidae. Gene Ontology annotation, cellular component: cytoplasm; cytosol. The coding region runs from base 154 to 1047 and encodes 297 amino acids. The transcript is spliced from 10 exons. The record is from RefSeq and is a predicted model, not a curated record.